Paramecium tetraurelia is the source of this 831-nucleotide messenger RNA. RefSeq lists its product as uncharacterized. The transcript is spliced from 3 exons. The record is from RefSeq and is a predicted model, not a curated record. NCBI's taxonomy places the organism in Eukaryota, Ciliophora, Oligohymenophorea, Peniculida, Parameciidae.
AUGAUUUCCAACAUGAGAUCUGACUCUCAAAUCAAAAUCUUCACACCAAAAAGCAACUUCUCAAAUUAAAUACAACAUUUUAAGAAUGAUUCAUCUAGAAACCUAGAAUCUGAAAACAAUCAAUAAAUCAUGAUUUCUAAUUGCAUGAGUAAUUCAAUAAACAAUUUAACUCCAACUAAAUAAAACUUCACAAGAACUCUCAGAAAAACCUCCAUCAAUCAACAAACAAGAAUCAGAGAUGACAAUAUGAUAAUUUCAUGUUAUUGUUGUGAAAAUCUAGAUAACUUGAACCUUAUCUAACCAUGUUUGUGUGAUAUUAACUAUCAUGCCUCUUGUUUUAAAUAGAAAUUACUUAACACUCCAGGUUAAUUUAGUCAAGAGAAUUUCACAUGCACGUAAUGUGGAAUAUAGUAUAAGGUUUAACAAUUGGAGAUCUAUAAAUCAAAAACAUUUAUCAAUCUUUUCAAUAUCAUAUUGUUUACAUCUAAAUUAAUAAUUACUCUUGGUGGUUUGGGUGGAUUGUCAUAUUGGUUUUAUAACUACACAUAAAAAUAGUAGGAAAUGUCAUCUUUGAUUGCUGUAAUAGUGUUGCUCAUUUUGUUAUUUCUCCUCUAUUUGGUUUAUUUGAUAGUAGAAGUUUUCAGAGGAGAACCUGAUUUUGAUUGGCAAGUGGUUGAUUACAAAUCAGAAGUAGAGUAGUAACUGAACCCAGAGGACUUGAAUUUAUUGGAGAACAGGUCAAAAUAAUUAUCCAACGAUAGACCAAACACCUUACAUCAAAUAACAAGUGUUUAAUAUCCAUAAAAUAAUUUAAAUGAGAUUAUUAAUUGA